Messenger RNA from Tricharina praecox, 942 nucleotides. Its product is annotated as alkaline ceramidase-like protein. The transcript has 5 exons. The record is from RefSeq and is a predicted model, not a curated record. Lineage: Eukaryota; Fungi; Ascomycota; Pezizomycetes; Pezizales; Pyronemataceae. Gene Ontology annotation, biological process: ceramide biosynthetic process; ceramide catabolic process. Gene Ontology annotation, cellular component: endoplasmic reticulum membrane. The coding region runs from base 1 to 942 and encodes 313 amino acids.
AUGGCCACGGCUAUACUCGACAUUCUGAACGCGCUCAACGGGGCGGUGCGGCGACUUCCCAGUGUUGACUACGGCGAGGAAAAGUUCAACACAUGGGGGAAGCCUACAGCCACGAUAAAUUGGUGCGAGGAGGAUUAUGUCGUGACGCCAUACUGCGCUGAGUUCGUAAACUCGAUCACGAACGUCAUUUUCAUGUACCUAGCGAUCCGUGGGAUGCGGAACUGCCUCAACGAGGGCCACGAUAAAAUAUUCUUCAUCUCGUUCCUAGGGUUCUUUGGAGUCGGCUUGGGGAGCUUCUUGUUCCAUUCUACCCUAUGGUACUCCAUGCAACUGGUCGACGAGCUAAGCAUGAUCUACACUACGUGUCUCAUGGCCUGGGCAUCCUUCUGCCACGGCCGCUCCAUCCGCUACUCGGUCACCGUUGGGGUCCUCCUCUCCAGCAUUGCCGGCGGCGUCUCCGUCUACUACCACUACCUCCAAGACCCCACCUUCCACCAAAACGUAUUCGCCCUCCUCACCGUCGGCGUGCUCUUCCGCUCAUUCUACAUGAUGGAGCGGUACGUGCGGUCCGUUGACGCAGCCUCCGUCAACCGCAUGUGGAAGCUUGUCGGUUCCGGCAUCGGUGUGUUCCUGGGCGGCUUCGUCCUCUGGAACCUCGACAACGCGUAUUGCGGGUCGCUGCGCAGCUGGAGGAGGAGUGUGGGCAUGCCGUGGGGCUGGCUCGCGGAGGGACACGGAUGGUGGCAUCUCCUCACUGGCAUUGGAGCGUACUUCCAGCUGCAGUAUGGGGUGUGGCUCAGGUAUUGCCUCGAUGGCAGGCAGCACGAGUUCACGCUGCAUUGGCCGGGCAUUUGCAGCUUUCCGGAUGUUGUCAGGGUCCCGGAAGAGAAGGCCCGUGGUCGCCAGAAUGGUGCUGCUGUAUCCAGGAAGAAGAAGCUGUAG